This is a messenger RNA of Octopus bimaculoides (California two-spot octopus), 787 nucleotides long. RefSeq names its product modulator of smoothened protein. Gene Ontology annotation, cellular component: ciliary membrane; Golgi apparatus. Gene Ontology annotation, biological process: negative regulation of smoothened signaling pathway. Lineage: Eukaryota; Metazoa; Mollusca; Cephalopoda; Octopoda; Octopodidae. The record is from RefSeq and is a predicted model, not a curated record.
UCACCGUUCUACGUCACGUGACCUGAUGUCGACAAUCAGACGAUGCAAGAAAUGUAGUUGUAGCUAUUUUUUCCCCUUAAAUGAACCUGUUUAAUGACAAUUAUAAAACGGGCAAACAAUAUUUUUUUUCAUCUAGAAAUAAAAUCAAACAAAAAGUAUUAAUAAUAACGCAAAGACUUUUUAAAAGUCCCCCUUGAAGAUUCGCUGAUCUGAAAAUAACAGCCGAAGGAAAUGGAUAAGCUGAGUAUAAUUUCGAUGGCAUUCUUUUUCGCAGCAGAUCUCUUAGCAGUAGCCAGCAUUACAAUGCCAAACUGGAUAGUGUCAGAGAUGGGAGGUGCAACAUCUAUUGGGUUAUUGAAAACCUGUCUUACAGUAUAUGAAAGACCAACCGUAUGUUACAAUCCAGAACCUGCUCGUGCUGAAUGGUUCAUUACUUUCAUUUGCAUAGUACUUGGAAUUGGUUCUAUAUCAUCUACUAUUUUACUCCUAUGGUUUUCUUUCUGGCACUAUAGAGCAAUAAGAUUUGCUCGUUGGCUUGGUUUCGUUGCAAUGAUAUUAUUUUGUAUGGCUGCUGUCAUUUUCCCGAUUGGCUUUAACAUGGACCAGAUUGGUGGAUUACCAUAUCAACUCCCACACAACUUUGAAGUUGGAAUCUCUUACAUUUUUUUCGUUCUUGCAUUGUGGAUCACUGUUGUCUCAGAACUCUUUGUUGGGAAAGUGUGCGUACCACAUUUGUAAACAAAAAUCUCUAUAAUUAUCUCAUUCACCAUAAAAUUGUCUUUCAUUU